Molecule: messenger RNA, 2875 nt
Organism: Lotus japonicus
Lineage: Eukaryota; Viridiplantae; Streptophyta; Magnoliopsida; Fabales; Fabaceae
Product: endoribonuclease Dicer homolog 2-like
Exons: 10
Coding region: 216-2408 (730 amino acids)
Biological process (GO): siRNA processing
Cellular component (GO): cytoplasm; nucleus
Molecular function (GO): ribonuclease III activity; RNA binding
Source: RefSeq, a predicted model, not a curated record
UGCAUCUUGACAAUCACUAGUCACGUUUUGUACUAUGUGAAGCACUUGGUUAAAGUUUCAUAAAGGAGAUGCAACAUCAAAUGAAUCACUUUACUUUACUUGUUUACUCAGCCUUUUUUGUUCUGUGUGGAAUCUAGUACAUAGUGGUCCCUGCAGGCACUUCCGUUGCUAUAAGUUAGAACUAACUAAAAUAUUGAUCAGAAUAUCAAAGUGUCAUGAACAUGGAAGAAUUCGGAAAGAAUCAACCCAAAUAUGUCCCAUCUGAACUGGUAAAUUGUUCACCAAAUACUUGCAAUCCAACAUACCAUUGCUAUUUGAUAGAGUUGACGCAGGAUUUUGAACAUGACCUGUCGGUUCAUGACAUUUUGCUGGCAUUGAGGAAUGAACUUGACUCAGAAAUCACAGGCACACCAAUUAAGUUGUGUGUUGACGGUGGAAACUUGUCAGUAAACCUCAGACAUGUAGAACCGAUUGAUCUUAGUCCAGAUGAGGUUCAAAAUUGUAGAAGAUUUCAGACCACUCUCUUUAGGAUCCUUCUGAACAGGGAAGUGAAUAAGUUAACAAGUGAUUCGGAUGAUUUUAGUUUGGGAGAUAAUGCUGAAAUUGAUUAUCUUCUGCUCCCAGCCAUUCUUAAAGACCAGAGACCUUCAAAUUCAAUUAUUGAUUGGAAGUCUAUUUCUUCUGUACCUUUUUCAUCUGAGAGUACCUGUGAGUGUAAGGAUCAUACUCAUUAUGUGCGGACCAAAAAUGGUAUUGUUUGUUCUUGCAAACUUAAAAAUUCUGUGGUCUUCACUCCUGAUAACGGUACAAUUCAUAUCAAUGGGGCAAUGGAAUUGAAUGGAAACUCACGCCAGCAACACCAAAAAGGUAAGCGAGAUACCACCGACAAGGAGGACUUCAAAAUCGACCCCAAGAUUGAAUUGCAGAAAUCCCUACUUCGUGGAAGGGGGGGUGUUUUUAACGUUAAAAAUUACCUUCUGAAAGGCAAUAGAAAGAAGCUGAAAGGACCAAGCAUAGAUUACCCUUGUCAAUUGCCCCCAGAGCUUUGUGAUAUAAUCAUGUCACCAAUAGCAAUCAAUACCAUAUAUUCAUUUUCAUUCAUUCCAUCAAUCAUGCAUCGGGUCGAGUCCUUGCUCGUUGCCUUCAAAUUAAAAAAGUUGCUCCUGGAUCAUUGCGUGCAAAAUGUUGUCCCAAUCUGCAAGGUGUUGGAAGCAAUUACUACAAAGGAAUGUCAAGAGGCCUUUGAUUAUGAUUCCCUAGAGACACUCGGAGAUUCUUUUCUAAAGUACAUCACUACCCAACAUCUUUUCAAAACACACCAAAAUCUUAGUGAGGGUGAUCUUUCUGAAAAGAGGAAGCAGUUGAUUUCCAAUGAUGUCUUGUUUAAGUAUGGCUGUAGGCGCGGACUACCUGGUUUUAUAAGAAAAGGAAUUUUUGAACCACAACAGUGGCUUAUACCUGGCGAGAAGUCAGAGAAUAACUUGCUAAAAGAAGAGUUGGUUAAUGGAGUAAAGCCGAAGGUGGUUGCUGAUGUUGUUGAGGCACUAAUUGGUGCCUUCCUUAGCACAGGAGAUAAAGAAGCAGCUUUAUCGUUUAUUAAUUGGAUUGGAAUCGAGGUUGACAUGAACAUCAUACCAUAUGAGAGACACCUUAGUUUUGUCGCGGAGAAGCUUGUAAGAGUCAACCAUUUAGAAUCCCUGUUAAACUACUCAUUCCAAGACCCUUCCCUUUUAGUAGAAGCUCUGACACAUGGUUCUUGCAAUCGGACAGAAUUUCCAAAGGCUUUUAAUUAUCAGAGACUAGAGUUUCUUGGCGAUGCAGUGUUGGACUAUGUGAUCACGAUGUAUUUCUACAAUGAAUAUCCUGUUCAUUUGUUGUCUGCAAAGUUUUUAACUAUCAUGAGGUCUAUUUCUGUGAACAAUGAGUGUUACGCGCUGUCAGCCAUUAAAGCUAAGCUGAAUGAACACGUUCUCUGUGACUCUGGGGUAGAAAAGCUUAUUGCAGUCACUAUGAAAGGUGUUGAGAAUUUAUCUUUGGAAUCAAGUUUUGGAUGGGAGUUAGAAACAUAUUUCUCUCAGGUACUUGCAGAUGUUAUAGAAUCUAUAGCAGGAGCGAUUUUUGUUGAUUCAGGGUACAAGGAAGAUGUUGUUUUCCAAAGCAUAAGGCCUUUUUUGGAACCCCUGGUUACACCUGAAACAGCAAAACGACAUCCUAUUCAGGAGUUGACAGAGUUAUGCCAAAAAGAACAUUAUGAAAUGAAAGAAACCAUUUUCCCCGACCCCCAUGACAAAGAUACAAUCCAGGAGAAAGUUAAACGGAUCUAUUACGAGCACACUAAGAAAGCUGCUAAUAAGGAUAUAGCACGAAAAGUUGCCUCCAAGGAAGUUCUAAAACUCUUGAACUCUUGAUGAAGAGUCCCACCUAUUUAUGAUAUACAUGAAAAGGGAGAUAGCCAACCUGUGUUCUCUGGAGGGUUACAAGUGCUAGAUUCUUCUAAAGGAAUGCAGUGGAGGGUUUUUGAAGAGGAGUGAUCUUAUAUAAAGGCGUCCAUACCAAAUCAAGUGUAGGGUUUCAUCAUUUUUUUCCCAAUCUCUCAGUCAUGUUAAGAACAUAGCACAUUAAACAUCCUUUUUUUAACAUCUAAUUACACAUCUUAUCUUUAUUUUUCUUUUAAAAGAUGUGUAAUUAGUAAAAUGUGGUCGUUACUCAUCUCGUUCCUGAUCUAUGAGGUCGUAGUUCAUGAUAAUGAAACACAUUCCGUGUUCAUUCAUUUAUCGUUCGGUGCGAACAUCCGUAGUGAGAGAACUAGUAACUGCUAUUGGUAGUGAAUAUGUAUCCUGAUCUAAACAAUAAAUAUAAUCUUAUUUUUUGUGAA